UCUCUCCCCAUAUUUGCUGGAUCAUCGGUACUUCUUGUUCUUUUUGCCUUCAAAUCGCUAUUCAUUCUCAGGAUUAUUAUGUCUUUCUUUAUCUCUAACAAUAAGAUAAUAUCAUGAAACUCAAGACUCCCGAGGAAGACAACAUUCAUUUCCCCUCUCCAUCUGAUUCUCAGCUUAUGGAACUGGAACACAUCCGUAUCUCGAAACCCUACGAUGAAGAAACCGAGUCAUCACCAGAAACAGAGGAGCCCAAUCCUCUUUCUUGCGCGUUUACGAGGCAAGAACAUUGCGUUUCCGAGUCAAGAGAACGCCAAGAAUCCAUAACAAGACUAAGCAGCCUCAUCUUUAUUUAUCUGAUCGUUAUGUCGGUACAGAUCGUUGGAGGUUACAAGGCUAACAGCCUCGCUGUGAUGACAGACGCUGCUCAUUUGCUGUCCGACGUGGCGGGUCUCUGCGUCUCUCUUUUGGCGAUCAAGGUCUCAAGCUGGGAAGCGAGUCCGAGAAACUCUUUUGGGUUUAAACGUCUUGAAGUGUUAGCUGCUUUCUUGUCUGUUCAGCUUAUAUGGCUUGUCUCUGGAGUUAUAAUAUAUGAAGCCAUUCAAAGACUUCUUAGUAGAAGCAGAGAGGUUGAUGGUGAAAUCAUGUUUGGGAUCUCGGCUUUCGGGUUUUUCAUGAACUUGGUUAUGGUUAUUUGGUUAGGACAUAACCAUAGCCACCACCACCACCACCACCACAAUCAUCAUAAUCAUAAUCAUCAGCAUUCUCACAAGGAGGAGGAAGAUGAGGAGAUGGAUCCAUUAAAAGGUGGUUCCGAGGAGAAACCGUCGUCGUCGUCGAAGGAGAUGAAUAUUAACAUACAAGGAGCUUAUCUACACGCAAUGGCGGAUAUGAUUCAGUCACUUGGUGUUAUGAUCGGUGGAGGGAUAAUUUGGGUGAAACCAAAAUGGGUUUUGGUUGAUUUGAUAUGCACUCUUGUUUUCUCUUCCUUUGCUCUUGCCGCGACUAUACCAAUGCUCAAAAACAUAUUUGGUAUAUUAAUGGAGCGUGCACCACGCGAUGUAGACAUAGAGAAGCUCGAGAGAGGGCUGAGGCGUAUCAACGGAGUUAAAGUUGUUCAUGAUCUUCAUGUUUGGGAGAUAACAGUUGGGAGGAUUGUAUUGUCAUGCCAUGUCUUGCCCGAACCGGGAGCUAGCUCUUUAGAGAUUAUUACUAAUGUUAGGAAUUUCUGUAGGAAAACUUGUGGGAUUCAUCAUGUAACAGUUCAGGUUGAAUAGCAAAUGAGAGUAAAUAUACAUAUGAAAAAUCACUUAGUAAUCUCAAAACCUUCCUCAUUCAGACAAGUUUUUAAAAGAAACUCUUACACUGUUACACAACACAAGAGGUUUUAUUAUUUAUUGAACUUAUUUAUUGAACUGAUUUGAGUUUGAGGCUAUCCAUGCGAGCUUUUAUGUAGUUGAGAUGUUCAUCUUCAGGAGGGAUACAUUUCUUGAUGACAUCAACGUCCAAAAGAUUCUCCACCCAUCUAUGAAUCUCUGGGAACAUCUCCACAGGAACAACCUUGACUCCAACGACCUCUUCAGUUCUCAUCAGCCAAAACGCCACCAAAGUUGCAACUAUGUCCACGAACCCUAACCUUUCCCCACCAAGAAAGUUUUUACCAACAAGCUCUUUCUCCAACAGCUUCAAUAAAUCUCUAGUCGCUUCCACCGCCACGUCUCUUUCCUCUCCCACCUUCCCCACCACUUUCAUAGCCGUCACAUAAAUCUAGUAUUCUCAAAUAACCGGUUAGAAACUAAACCGGGUAUUAAUAUUGAAAGUUUUGAAGUCAAACUCAUACCUGUUCAUCGACGAACCUGGCCCAAAACCGAGCCAUGGCUCUGUGGUAUGGAUCUUGAGGGAGGAUGGGAUUGUUUUGCCAUGUAUCAUCGAUGUACUCAAGGAUCACGAGUGAUUCAGAGAUUGGUUUACCGUUAUGGAGAAGAACCGGAAUCAUCUUGUGAACCGGGUUUGAUUGGAGUAGCAAAGGGCUCUUGUUGGCUAUGUCUUGCUCAGAGAACUCGUAUGGUACACCUUUGAGGGUGAGAGCUAUCUCGACCCGGCGGCUGAAAGGACUAGCCCACAUCCCCAGUAGCUUCACUUCCUCUGAUCUCUCCGCCAUUGUUUCUCAGUGUAGCUUGUUUCUUGAUUUCUGAGUUUG
Molecule: messenger RNA, 2197 nt
Organism: Eruca vesicaria subsp. sativa (arugula)
Lineage: Eukaryota; Viridiplantae; Streptophyta; Magnoliopsida; Brassicales; Brassicaceae
Source: the annotation of a GenBank genome assembly